AGGCCGGAGAGGAUCCCAGGAAAGGGAUCGAAGCCCGAAAAGAGCGGCUUCGGUUGCCCGGGAGCUUGGAAGCCGUCCCUCUUCACACCUGGGUCCCUAGCCAAGGUUUUCAGCUAGAUAAGUAAAAGCACGUGAGAAUUGUUUCAACUCCAUAAAACCGUCUCGUGGGGGCGCCAUUUUGAGUAGCUUCUUUUCCGUUCACUGUCAACUCUUCGGAUUAACUCUCCUGCAGUGGCGGCAGAAGAGAGAUGGAAGGUGGCAUGUAAAAGUUAUCACUGACAAGCUUUUUGGCUGUGCGGCUCAAGAGAUACUGAUUUCAGAGUGGUUUGCAGUUUCAUUUUUCUCCCUGGAAUUUGAAGAGGAGGCGGCAGUGGCUUUAUUGAUAAAGGUCUAUGCUCUCCUGCUGAAUCAAUACCCGUUCCUCCCCGAGCUAUGACAAGGAAGGAAAACGAAGGGGAAGCUACGAGCCUGCCUUUAGUCCGAAGCUAAUCGGCUGGACAAGAUGCUCCUGCGGAGUUCCGGGAAGUUGAAUCCGGGCAGCAAGAAGGCAGAUGGGGAGAGCACGGCCCCCACCCCCCGCCCCAAGGUCCUGAGGUGUAAAUGCCACCACCACUGCCCCGAGGACUCGGUCAACAAUAUCUGCAGCACGGACGGAUACUGUUUCACGAUGAUCGAAGAAGAUGAUUCUGGGAUGCCUGUGGUCACAUCAGGGUGCCUGGGACUAGAAGGCUCAGACUUCCAGUGUCGGGACACCCCCAUCCCGCACCAAAGACGAUCCAUCGAGUGCUGCACAGAACGAAACGAAUGUAACAAAGACCUCCACCCUACACUGCCUCCGCUGAAAAACCGAGAUUUUGUCGACAGCACCAUCCACCACAAAGCCUUAUUGAUCUCGGUGACGGUGUGCAGUCUCUUCUUGGUCGUCUUGAUUCUGUUUUGCUACUUCAGGUACAAAAGGCAGGAGCCCAGAGCCCCCUACAGCAUCGGACUGGAGCAGGACGAGACGUACAUCCCGCCCGGAGAAUCCCUGAAAGAUCUGAUCCAACAAUCCCAGAGCUCGGGAAGCGGAUCCGGGCUCCCUCUGCUGGUCCAAAGGACGAUAGCGAAGCAGAUUCAGAUGGUGAAGCAGAUUGGAAAAGGUCGCUACGGGGAAGUUUGGAUGGGAAGGUGGCGUGGCGAAAAAGUAGCCGUCAAGGUGUUUUUCACCACUGAAGAAGCCAGCUGGUUCAGGGAGACGGAAAUAUAUCAGACCGUCUUGAUGCGGCAUGAAAAUAUCUUGGGGUUCAUUGCUGCAGAUAUCAAAGGCACGGGCUCCUGGACCCAGCUGUACCUGAUCACUGACUACCACGAGAAUGGCUCUCUGUAUGACUAUCUGAAAUCCACCACCCUGGACAGCAAGGCCAUGCUAAAGCUGGCCUACUCUUCUGUCAGCGGCUUAUGCCACCUACACACGGAGAUCUUCAGCACCCAAGGCAAGCCAGCGAUUGCCCACCGGGACCUGAAAAGCAAGAACAUCUUGGUGAAGAGAAACGGAACCUGCUGCAUAGCAGACCUGGGUUUGGCAGUGAAGUUCAUUAGUGACACCAACGAGGUGGAUAUCCCCCCCAACACUAGAGUGGGCACGAAACGCUACAUGCCUCCCGAGGUCCUGGACGAGAGCUUGAACCGCAACCACUUCCAGUCAUACAUCAUGGCCGACAUGUACAGUUUUGGUCUCAUCCUAUGGGAGAUCGCUAGGAGAUGUGUGUCUGGAGGGAUCGUAGAAGAAUAUCAGCUCCCCUACCAUGAUCUGGUGCCCAGCGACCCCUCCUACGAGGACGUGAGAGAGACGGUGUGCCUCAAGAAACUGCGGCCUUCCUUUCCCAACAGAUGGCGGAGUGAUGAGUGUCUGAGACAGAUGGGGAAGCUCAUGGCCGAAUGCUGGGCACAUAAUCCCGCCUCUCGACUCACAGCCCUGAGGGUGAAGAAGACGCUGGCCAAAAUGUCAGAAUCCCAGGACAUCAAGCUCUGAUUGGUGAAGCCCAGGCCGGCUGGUGUUUCCCUCACAUGGGGCGAAGUAAGAGAGACCCUAAAGACCUCGGAUGUGACGGCCGCAGACUCGGACCCCCGGAGACCCCCAGGACAAAGCUGGGGGGGUUUCUGGACCCACGGGCCGAGCCGGGCCCUGAGGGAGACGGCUGCGCUGACACGUCCCUAUUGUUGCAUGUUGCUUUCUGUGAAAGCCCUGUAUUUUGGGAUUGGGUGGGGUUUUUUUUAAUAAGAGUCUUGAAUUUCACAAAAAUGCAGCAUCCGGGGCAGAAGCUAAGAAACCCAGAUCACUACAGGAGCCUUCCCCAGGGAUCGUGCCUGAAGGGAAAAGCAGAAUUACAUCUUUCUUUUUCUUUCCCAUUUGUUGAAGAGUGUCGUACUUUAGGAACUGAAAAGGAGAGGCUGAAGCUCAAGGGAGUCAUUGUGGGAGGUGACUUCCCUCUUCUCUGAGCUGCCAUGGUGGGGCCCUUCUCCCCUGCCCUCGGGAGGGAUGGCAGGCACGUGUUCCAGGAAGACCCACAUCCCUGGAUUUCCAUGGAGGGUUCUUAAAGAUUUCUCUGAUUCUUGGUGCUGCCCAGCCCUGCUUUGAGGACCAGCCAAAGUCAACCCCAGAGAUGAGUUUGUCUGGAGGAAGGAUGGAGGUGGGAUGGAGCAGAACCGGGCUAAGGGCCUGCCACCAGGAGCCACCCGACAGCGGCCUGGGGGGAGAAGUGACCUUUGUUUUAUCCCAACAUGCUCUCUGCCUCCAGAGAGGGGGUGGCCUCUUCCCCCCUGGCUUCAUGGGGAAGUUCACAACUUCCUUUCUCAUGGAGCAGAGAAGCAUCACUUCUCAAGAGGAUAAAGAGCGGAGCUGGGUUAACUGGACAUAAUUCAAACCAGGUUGUCUUUAGGGUCCCAAUGCAGCCUCUGGACUCUUCCUUUUAGAAUGUCUUCCUAGUCCUGUGAUAAAGGCUUCACUUCUUAAUUUA
Molecule: messenger RNA, 2996 nt
Organism: Ornithorhynchus anatinus (platypus)
Lineage: Eukaryota; Metazoa; Chordata; Mammalia; Monotremata; Ornithorhynchidae
Gene: BMPR1B
Product: bone morphogenetic protein receptor type 1B
Exons: 15
Coding region: 503-2011 (502 amino acids)
Biological process (GO): BMP signaling pathway; protein phosphorylation; cellular response to growth factor stimulus
Cellular component (GO): signaling receptor complex; plasma membrane
Molecular function (GO): transforming growth factor beta receptor activity, type I; ATP binding; SMAD binding
Source: RefSeq, a predicted model, not a curated record